Molecule: messenger RNA, 636 nt
Organism: Haemonchus placei
Lineage: Eukaryota; Metazoa; Nematoda; Chromadorea; Rhabditida; Trichostrongylidae
Source: the annotation of a GenBank genome assembly
GUCAAAGCAAUCAAGUUGUACAGCCUAUCAGUUCUUUUCAGUUGUUCCAUAGUUGCUACAUUCGUUAUACUGACAUCACGGAAAUCCCCAUAUAAUUUCCACCUCAUGAUGAUUUUUCACGUCCCGGUGGGAGGAACUUGGCAGAUGUCGAAUGGACGAACCGCCGUCUACAAGCAAGACUCACUACUUCAGGUGCCCGACGAUCCACAAGUGAAGAAACGUCAGAGAGAUCUGACCGAAAGCCGCAGAAAGGUGGUGCGCCUCUUAAUUGUACUCGUCGCCUCGUUUGCUAUUUUGACGCUACCUCAUCAUGCCAGGCUGCUCCAUACGAUGUGGUCAACAACGCCGCAGUGCAACAAUGACUGGUCGAUUUUGUUACAACCGCUCAGCUACAUCUUUUUGUUUCUCUCAAGUACAAUCAACCCGAUUCUCUACGCGUUUCUUUCAAAGCGUUUCCGAGAAGCAGCCAGUGACAUUUUCUAUUGCAAGUGGGUAUUCAAUAUUUUCACAAGCUUAUGCUUGGCUUUCAGAGCCCAACCUGAAUUUCAUCGGUGUCGCCCCACACCUGUGAGUAAUGCCUCAUUGCAUCUGGGUGAAGGAACGUUUUCCAAAGAAAAGUUCUACCAGAUCAGGUGA